AAUUUCAUUAAAGGAGCAAAGGAGCUGACGGCAAGGAAAAGGAGCAGUCAAAAGAAAUUUUUGUGUGGCAAGGCAAUAUCCAUCAACGGUGUUACUACAUACAUACAUAGCGCAUUUUUACCCACUUUUACACAAGAGCUGCGUUGCAUAGGAAAUACAUAUCGCUUUCUUUAUUCACAUAGAAUACACAAAAGGGCAGCAAAUUGAAAGGAUCCUGACCCAGUUUCAGUAAGCAGCAUGUGAGAGUGUAUACACUCAACAAAAAAAGACAGCUGGAUGGCGAAAAAAAAUUAAGAAAAUUUUUAGAUGGUCAGCAGCAUAGAUAAAAAAAUGCAAAAGUCGGACUUUACGCAAAAUCAAGCCUAGACGAAUUGUUAACGUGUGUGUGUGUGGUGUGUGUAGUCUGCGGGUGUAAAAAAAACCUUACACAACAACUAUUGAUCUCCCACCAAAUGCCAAAGCAAAAAAAAAAAAGUAUAUGUACACACAGAAUAUUUACGCAUGAGUAAUUAAUUAAUUUAAGCAAAGCUUAUAUUAUAAAAGUAUAAUAAUUAAUUAGAAGACAUAAGUAACAAAUAAUACAUAAUAUACUAAAAGUACAAAAAGUGCAAAUUAUCAACCUAAUUACACACACAAACAAUCAUAUGCAUAUGGUACAUAUGGUGCAACAGAUCCUUAAAAAUUAAUGAGACUUCGAAUCCUUUGAUUUCAAUGAAGCCAAUGCGAUGCGAUAGAAUUGUCAAUUGCAAAUCCAUAUAAGUGCCACGCAUAAGCCGACCGCAAUUACAACUACCAACACAACGACAAACUGAAGUACAACUCAACAUUUGCAUUGCAUAGAGACGUCGAAAUUAGCUGGCCAAAGAUAAUUAACUCUUCCCCCAAAAUCGGUUGGCUAGUCGACAGCAAACGCGCGCAUUCACGCUUUGAACGCAGCAACUAUUAAGUAUUUGGUACACUUAAAUAAAAUUAUAGCUUCCAAUCAUGCUGCCUUGGUGGUGUUAUUUACUAAUUGCUGGGCUGGCGAUUUAUGCCCUUUUCGAGCUCCAUUACUUCCUGCGUAUGUGCCUUUGUGUAAUUUUAGCGCGAUUCGUUAAAGGCAAAUGCCACAUUUUGGAAACGACCAGAGUAGGAGGUCUCUGCCUCACCAAUGACAUCGAUUGGCUGCUUUAUCACAUGAACAAUGCGCGUUACUUACGUGAGCUGGAUUUCGCGCGUGUUGACUUCUAUGAGCGCACAGAUUUGUAUCGCACCAUAAAAGCGAAAGGCGGUUCUGUCUUUCAGGGAGCAGCUACCAUACGUUAUCGGCGAUUUAUCAGACCUUAUCACCGCUUUCAAAUACAAUCGCGUAUCGUCUACUGGGACGAUCAAUCUGUCUAUAUGGAACAUCGUUUCGUACGGCUGUCCGAUCAAUUCGUUCACGCCAUUGCAAUUUGCCGGCAACGCAUACUCGAUUGCUCCACCGAGGAGGUGAUGAGCGACUUAUUGGCGCCUAAGGGUAUGCAGGCACAAGCAACUCACAAUAUUGCGAGCUCAACUUCUAGUCUGGACAAUAGUGCAGUGACCACAACAAAUUUGGAUGUGGCCGAAAAUGGACAAGCGCGUGUGAAAUUGAAACCUGAUGUGCCACCUGAAAUACAAAAAUGGAUUGAAUACAACGAUUUGUCCAGCAAGAACUUGCGUAGCAAUUGCUGAUGCCAAUGGCGAGCUGAAUUGCAUGGAGGCAAUCUAGAUACGUACAUACAUACAUACAUCUGUACAUAGGUGUGAAUUUAUAUACAUAUAAAGUGCUUGCUUGACUUAAGCCUAUACGUGUCUACAUACAUACAUAUUCCAUUGCAUACAUAUAUAUACAUACACUAACAUUGAUAUAAAGUUUAUAUGUAAACGUAGUUUCACUUAGUAAAUGCAAACUGAUAUAAGUUGUUGCGAAGAAGAGAACACUUAUUUAUUUUUUGAGCUAAUUUAAGUAUGAAAAUCUUUAUAAAUUAUGUACACCCCUAUUGCGAGUGUCGACUGGUAGUGGAUAAACGACUAUUAUGCGAUUAUCGCUUUUCCGUGGUGCUGUGAACGUCGUUGUCUCGUUGAAUAAGCGACUGUGAAUAGUUUUAAGUCGCCCAUCCUUCAACAAAGAAACACUAAAAA
This is a messenger RNA of Rhagoletis zephyria (snowberry fruit fly), 2145 nucleotides long. Its product is annotated as protein THEM6. The record is from RefSeq and is a predicted model, not a curated record. Lineage: Eukaryota; Metazoa; Arthropoda; Insecta; Diptera; Tephritidae.